AUGAGUGGGGCCGAAACUGCUCAAUUUGACGCUCCCAGUUCGAACAUGCAAGGUCCAGACGCAGCGGCGGCUGCUUCGACUGCCCCGACUGCCCCUCGUGCUAGACAACGACGCCGAAGGCCAGGCCCUGCCGCCUCGCGGGUCAAUCAACAGAAUGGCACUGCGCAGCCUUUGAACAACCAAGGUGCAGAUACGGUGCAGCUACCUGUCACGGGCUCAGUACCGACUCCGGAGCUCGCCCAGAGUUCUGAGCAGACGAGACCGCAAAGAUCAAGCAAAGGAAGGGGCUCGGGAUCACACCGCGGACGUGGCAAUGGACCUCGAAAAGGUGGUCAAGGAAUCCUAGAUACAGACCAAGCGGAGCAAAUACCCCGGCAUCAGUCUCGGGGAAUGAGAGCUCGAGGCUUCGCCGCACGUUUAACAAGACCACAUCAAGAAUCCGGUAACUCUCAUCAUGAGCCUUCGGCCAAUGGUGAAAUAGAUGCAAGCCUUCGUGCCGAUGCCCCUGAUUUUGUGCCUGGACCUGCUGGUACGGUACCGCCUGCUUCAGAUACUCGUUCAACAAAUGCGAAAGGCAAAGGAAAAGCCAAACCAAACGCCCCACAGAGGCCACCAAAAGUCACGACCAAAUCCACCGCUGACGAUAUUGCCACUCGUAUUCACGAAGAUAUCGCCCAUAAUCUCUACGAAUGCCCUAUCUGUACCAGUGAACUAGGCCGACGCUCCAAGGUCUGGGCUUGCGAACUCUGUUGGACGGUCUUCCACUUAAGCUGCGUGAAGAAAUGGUCCACAAAUGAGGGCGCAGCCGCCGCCCGCAGUCGCCAAAAUGAGGAGGGUGAAAUGCCUCCUGUACCCAAAGCCUGGCGCUGUCCUGGUUGCAACCUGUCUCAUGAAAGAUUCCCGUCUACUUACUCAUGUUGGUGCCUCGCAAAGGCUGUCCUCAUCCUUGUGAUGCCACCUGCCACGCAGGCCCGUGUGCGCCUUGUACCGCGAUGGGACCAACUCAGGAUUGCUUUUGUGGACGGAAUUCAUCGACCAAGCGCUGUCAAGACACCGACUACGAUCAUGGAUGGAGCUGUGGCGAGAUCUGUGGUGAUCUUCUCCCCUGUGGCGAACACACAUGUCCUUUGCCUUGUCAUGAAGGCCUGUGUGGUGCAUGUGAGGUCACCAUUGAGGGCCGCUGUUACUGCGGCAAGGUCGAAACUGAGAUGCUCUGCAGUGCUAAGGAGGAUGAAAUGGAUAGCCAGAUCAUCCGCAGUGAUGGGUCCAGUGACGAGUGGACGGGCUGUUUCGCCUGCCACGACAGAUGUGAUCGCGAGUUCGACUGCGGUUUGCAUUCGUGCCAAAAGCCCUGUCAUCCUCAAGACCCUCAUCCUACGCAUUGCCCCAAGUCACCGGAUUCUGUGCUGUGGGCGUCUGCGUCAGGAACGACGCUGCGGUGCCGCCAAGGCUAUCACAUCCAAAGGGCAGCUUCAGCAAGCUGAGCGCUUACCUUCUGUAACUCCCCUGACAUGCGAUGAGGAGUGCUCCCGCCUCGAGAGGAAUCGUGGUCUUGCAUCUGCACUCGGCGUCGAGAUCAACCAAGCCACUACUGUCCAGGCAAUCAGUUCAACCAACCUUCCCUAUUCUGCUGAGACCCUCGACCAGUAUAUCAAAUUGGCUUCGACUGUCCCACUCUCAACUCUUCAGACGUACGAAGCCAGCAUGCAUGCCCUCGCAACCGACUCUUCGAGCCGAUCAUUCCGCUUCCCGCCCGCCAAGUCGACUUUACGGGCCUAUGCUCACUCCCUAGCAACAGACUGGGGCUUUGUGACAGAAAGCCACGACCCAGAACCUCACCGCCACGUCUUUGUCCUGAAGACUCUCAACUGGACUCCUCCCGUAUUCGGCGUUGGUUCCGGCUCGUCCAUCGGCAUUGGCGGCCUCAGUGUGCGUGAGUGCGUCAAGCUCCGGGAGCGCGAGCGCACCAAAGAACGAGAUGCUCAACGUGCAGCCGCGCUCGAGGCCAAAGCCGCCCGUGAAGCCUCCAAGACGCAAACGGGCGCUGAUGGAUGGGCCCAGGUUGCCUCGCGCGCCAAGAAACCUGGCGCCGACGGCAGCGUGACCAGCACGCGAAGUAACACUCCCGUGCCAAACAUCUUCCAGAGUCGGUCCAUUUAUUCCGCUCUUGCAGGUGGUAGUAUGCCCGAGACAUCUAGGCAGUCUUCUAAGAAGGAGCGCCUGGUGCUUCGUUCUGGGGUCGGAGUCGGCAAGGCCUUACGCUCACAGCCUCCAGCGGAAGUGGCUGACAGCUGGGAAGAGGCCGAGGAGAAGGAAGAGAUGGCCGAAAAGGCUGUGCAAGAGCAGGUGCAAGAGCAGGUGCAAGAGCAGGAGGAAGGAGAAAUAGCAGUCGAAGUCUUGCAACCCGACAAUGCAGACGCCGGAAAUGAAGAACCACAAAAUUCACAGCAGUCUACAGCUGGCGAUGUGGACUAUUCUUCCAACUAA
This is a messenger RNA of Penicillium oxalicum, 2487 nucleotides long. Its product is annotated as putative NF-X1 finger transcription factor. The record is from RefSeq and is a predicted model, not a curated record. The coding region runs from base 1 to 2487 and encodes 828 amino acids. Gene Ontology annotation, molecular function: DNA-binding transcription factor activity, RNA polymerase II-specific; RNA polymerase II transcription regulatory region sequence-specific DNA binding. Lineage: Eukaryota; Fungi; Ascomycota; Eurotiomycetes; Eurotiales; Aspergillaceae. Gene Ontology annotation, cellular component: nucleus. The transcript is spliced from 3 exons. Gene Ontology annotation, biological process: negative regulation of transcription by RNA polymerase II.